GGUUUCCAAAGGACAAUUUUCAAUUUCGAACCAAUUUGCCCUUUAAUUUCUGGUAUUUUACAGAAUAACCAUCGAUUCCUCCGGAAAUCCUUGAAUCGGUUUUAUACGCUACUCCUAUAAUUCAACUCUCACCCACGCCCGUACCCAACCCCAUCGUCUUCUCCGUCCGCCAUCGCCGCCGAACAUCACCACUCCGUCUGUCGUCGUCGAUCUCCCUCUGCUGGGUUUUCCGGUCCUUUGAAAAUUGAUUCAACGAUGAGGACAAUUUCAUCAUCAGUGUUCACCAUGUUGUCUCCACCCAUUAUGCCUCAUCUUCAAAGGUGUUCGUUGUUUGGUUUCAAAGGGAGACAACCCAUCAGUACCACAAUCGAUGCCCUUUCCAACAACGGCGCCGUUUCUCGUGGCGCGGCUUCGUGUAAUGCAGUUGAAGAUGCUCACAGGCGAAGAAGUAGUCUUGAAUCGCUGUUUUGUUAUGAUAAUAAGGCUAUACUGGAGGAGAUAAUUGAGACGCCAGUAGGUUUAUCUUUAGCAAAGAAAGUAAAUGGAGAUAACCCCAGUUGCCCUGAUUGCCAAGCCAAAGGGGCUGUCCUUUGCCGCACUUGCUCUGGUUCUGGCUUAUGUGUUGACUCUAUAUUGGAAAGCCAGGGCAUCGUUGUCAAAGUCCGAUGCUUAGGUUGUGGUGGAAUUGGUAAUAUUUUGUGUUUAGAAUGCGGUGGCCGUGGUCAUGUUGAUCUUAAAUGAUUUCCAAGGUCGUGGAGUUAGUGGGACGAUUAUUUCCACAGUGGCCUAGGUCAUCUCAGCCCGUAUUGGACUUAACUGAGUUUUGAGAAAGCAUUAAGGAAUUCUCAGCAACUGCAGCCCCCUUGUUGUUUGAUUUCUGCUUUCUUGCUCAAUCAGUCCACAUUUGCAGUAUUUCCCUUAUUUAACUUGUAAUUUUUCUUGUUCUUGUUUGCUUUGUAUUUAGUAUUUGGGUCUGUGCUCAGUUAUUUCAUGUGUUGACUCUUUUAUACAUCUAUGAAGCUCUUUUUUUUAUGCAAAAAAGAAAAAAAGAGCAUCCACACCAGUCUUCCUUAAUUUUGAACUAAAUUUGGGAGAAAAACUUACUUUUCAUCAUAAGCAAGUCACUUUUUCAAAUGUCUUCUACAUCUCUAUAAUAAAACAGCACAUUUUAUUUUCCUAAAGUGUGUAUGUGUCACUCUCUUAUUGGUUGAGAUGGUCUCUAUAAAUCUUGGCCAUUUAUUUGCUCCUUCUCAUCUAAAGAGCAGACCCAAGUCAUCCAAUACGUUUCAACCGUGGAGAUUCACGCGUACAAAUCUGUUUAUCCUGAAACAGGAUCAUGCUUUCAAAUUUCAAAUCAAAACCCACGGCCACGAGUAAUAAAAUAAUUUAUUUGCUCUCUCUCUCUCUCUCUAUCCCUCUCUCAAACCCCCCCUUCU
Messenger RNA from Rhododendron vialii, 1436 nucleotides. RefSeq lists its product as uncharacterized. The record is from RefSeq and is a predicted model, not a curated record. The transcript has 2 exons. Bases 256 to 741 code for a protein of 161 amino acids. NCBI's taxonomy places the organism in Eukaryota, Viridiplantae, Streptophyta, Magnoliopsida, Ericales, Ericaceae.